Molecule: messenger RNA, 7557 nt
Organism: Symbiodinium necroappetens
Lineage: Eukaryota; Dinophyceae; Suessiales; Symbiodiniaceae
Source: the annotation of a GenBank genome assembly
AUGGCCACCCGAUCCGGCGUGAUCCUCGUGGAAUCACGAACGACAACCAUGAAACGAUUCACCACCGCGCUCGCCGCCGCCGCGAUGAGCAUCGCUGCGCUCUCGACCGCCGCCUCCGCGCAGGUCGGCCAGAUCGACGCGAUCGGCCUCGACCGCCUGAUCGAGCAGGACCCCGACGUCUCCGCCCGCGCGUUCGAGGCGAUGGGCGUCGCGAGCGGCACCGUCGCGCUGUUCGACGUCCCCGCCGAGGCCCAGCCGUUCGAGACGCAGAUCCCGUUCUUCGGCGAGGUCGCGACGAUCCGCGUCGAGCCCUACUCCGUCCGCGCCCCCGGCUUCAAGCUGCUCACCCAGCUCGCCGACGGCUCGUACAUCGAGCUCGAGCCCUACGCCCCGCGCACCGUCCGGGGCGAGAUCGUCGGCAUCCCCGGCUCGUCCGUCUCGGGGUCCGUUGAUGAGAAGGGCUUCCAGGGCGUCAUCGAGAUCCCCGCGGAGGGUGUCCGGCUCGUCACCGAGCCGCUCGUCGAGAUGAUCGACGGCGUCACCCGCCGCCACCACGUCAUGUACGACCAGGCCGACGUGCUCAACUUCAACGGCACCUGCGGCGGCAUCGACAUGAUCGACCCCGACCUCAUGCCCCCGGCCGAGGCGCCCCGCGGCGUCGAGCUCGGCUCGGGCGACUGCGGCGGGCUCUGCAUCGCCGAGCUCGCCUGCGACAUGGACGUCGAGUGGAACAACGAUUUCGGCGGCAACGGCGCGCAGCAGAUCGAGAACAUCAUCAACACGAUGAACAACCAGUACGAGACGCAGGUCGGCAUCACCCACCAGAUCACGACCAUCGUCACCCGCUCCGGCCCGACCAACUCCGACCCCUACAACUCCACCGACCCCGGCACCAUCCUCAACGAGUUCACCUUCCACUGGAACUCCACGAUGGGCGGCGUCCCGCGCGACGUCGCCGAGAUGUUCUCCGGCAAAGAGUGGCAAGGCUCGACCAUCGGCCUCGCCCCGGUCGGCGUCAUCUGCAUCACCAACUCCGCCUACAACAUCGUCCAGAACGUCGGCGGAUUCGGUUGCCGCACCGACCUCUCCGCGCACGAGCUGGGCCACAACUGGAACUCGCUGCACUGCUCCUGCCCCGGCUUCACGAUGAACCCCUCGCUCACCUGCGCGAACCAGUUCACCAACCAGUCCAUCAACUCCAUCACCGCGCACCGCAACUCCCGCGGCUGCCUCGAGGCCUUCGAGGCCGGCGGCGCCCCGCUGCCGUUCUUCGACGACUUCCCCUCCACCACCAUCAACCCCGCUCACUGGACCGGCAUCGACGGCGGCGUCGCCAUCAACACCCUCGGCAUCAACGAGCCGAGCGGCGCCCUCUCGCUCAACGUCACCGGCGGCUCCGAGCUCCGCUCCGGGCGCAUGAACGCCACCUUCCAGGACAACCUCGUCAUCAGCUACUUCUACCAGCGCACCGGCAACGGCAACUCCACCGAGACCGGCGACGACCUCAUCGUCGAGUUCUUCGACGAGAACAACCAGUGGAUCGAGGUCGACCGACAGCUCGGCUCCGGCCCGGACAUGACCGUCUUCGAGUCCUCCUCCGUGCAGCUGCCCAACUCGGCCGAGCACGCCGACCUCCGCAUCCGCUUCCGCAACCCCUCCGCGAACGCCGGGUUCGACGACUGGUUCGUCGACGACGUGAGCGUCGACUCCGUCGCCGCGGUCCCCGGGGACUUCAACCUCACCUCGCCCGCCGACGGCGCGAUGGGCCUGGGCACCGGCCCGACGUUCAUCUGGGAGACCUCCGAGAACGCCACGUUCUACGAGAUCUCGAUCGACGACGACUCGGACUUCUCGAGCCCGAUCAUCGACGGCGCGCAGACCCCCUUCCCCAACUUCUCCGCCUCCGGCGGCACGCUCGAGCUCGGCACCGAGUACUUCUGGCGCGUCGACGCCGUGAACAUCAACGGCGCCACCGCCGGCAACCCCGACCCCGCCUCGUUCUUCACCAUGUUCGACCUGCCGGACCCGUUCUUCAUGUUCGGCCCCGGCGCGCUCGUCGGCGACACGCCCCCGGUCCUGCCGGAUCUCGAGCCCGUGCUCACCUGGUCCGAGUCCGCCGACGCGACCGGCUACGAGGUCAUGAUCGACGACAACCAGGACUUCUCCAGCCCCGUGCUCGUCGACAGCGGCCCCUUCAACUUCAACGCGGGCGGCGCGCCCCCGGCCUUCGAGUUCCCCGUCCCCGCGGGCGCGCUCUCCGGCGGCACCGUCUACUUCUGGACCGUCACCGCCACCAACCCCGGCGGCUCCACCGUCGCCGGCCAGGGCGCGCUCACCUUCCAGACUCCCGGCAUGAUGGCCGACGUCUGCCUCGGUGACUGCGACGACAACAACGAGGUCGACUUCAACGACCUCGUCUCCAUGCUCUUCGCCUUCGGCCCCGCCGCCGGCGCGGACGAUCCCUGCGACGCCGACGAGAGCGGCACCGUCGAUUUCAACGACCUCGUCGCCGCCCUCUUCCUCUUCGGGCCCUGCCCGAGAGACCAGACCAUGAAACGCAGAACACUGGCUUCGAUCACCGCCACCGCCGUUUUCGCCGCCGGCCUCGUCGCCGGCGCCGCCUCCUUCGCCAACGCGCAGCAGGACGGCAAAGCCAAGUCCAACGAGAAGGACAACGGCGCGCUGUCCACCAACGGCGUCAAGCCGGCGCCCCCCACGACCUCCAUCGCCCCCAAGCAGGACGUCCCCGGGCAGGAGCCGCGUGAGAAGUCCGACGGCGUGCUCACCUUCGAGUUCACGAGCCACGACUUCGGCCUCAACCCCGACGGCACCGAGCUCACCGUGAAGUUCCCCUUCACCAACACCGGCAACGAGCCCAUCUACAUCGAGUCGACCCGCACGAGCUGCGGCUGCACCGCCGCCGUCGUCGACAAGAAGGAAUACGCCCCGGGCGAGGGCUCGUACAUCGACGUGACCUUCAAGCCCAAGGGCGCCAAGCGCCAGACCAAGAACGUCACGGUCGCCACCAACUCCCGGCUCAAGCCCACCAUCACCCUCGCCGUCAUCGCCGAGGUCGUCCAGAUCAUGGACAUCAACCCCCGCGUGGUCCAGUUCGGCGAGGCACUCAUCGGCGACGAGCAGGAGCUCUUCGUCACCGUCUUCUCCAAGGACCCCGACUUCGAGAUCAAGGACGUCAGGAUCAACGGCAACGUCGGCCUCACCGCCGAGCUCAUGAAGGAGAUCCCCGCCGAGGUCAAGAAGGACUUCCCGGGCAAGCGCCAGAUCAAAAUCACCGUUCCCGGCGACCUGCCCAUCGGGCGCGUCGCCGCGACCCUCGAUAUCGACGCCCUCGCCGACUACCAGAACGCCGACGGCGUCACCGAGCAGUCCGAGCAGCACCAGACCAUCCAGGUCCUGGGCCGCAUCGUCGGCAACCUCAAGUCCUCCCCCACCGCCAUCCGCAUGCUCCCGCUCCGUCCGAAGGAGGACUUCUCCUACGAGACCCGCAUCACGCACCGCGGCGACAAGUCCUUCGUCAUGACCCAGGACGACGUCACCAUCCUCCGCUCCUCCAUCCCGGGCGUCGAGGCCGUCAUCGCUCCCUUCGAGGACAAGGGCGAGAAGGGCUACGUCCUCACCAUCAAGGGCAACGCCGGCAACCACCGCGGCGCGUUCCGCGGCACGAUCGCCGUCGGUUCGAACAUCGAGGGCGAGCCGCCCAUCCGCGUGAACUUCUCCGGCUCCGUCCGGCACGCCCGAGACGGCGUGCCCUUUUUUUUGCGCGCCGAUCCGAACGUCCGAGAACCCCCCGCCCGGCGCAUCCGGUUCACCGAGAUGAGAGAGACACACCCCAAGACCGUCCAUAACGCCCCCCGGACCGCCCUCGCGCUGGCCGCGCUGGGCCUCGCGCUCGCCGGCUGCGCCGGUUCGAGUAAUCCUGAGUGGUACGCCGCCCGCCAGUACAUGGGCAACGAGCCCGUCGCCGCGCUGCCCGCCCCGGGCAUCUACGGCUACGCGCCGACGGCGAGCCUCUACGCCACCCCCAACGCGGGUUCCGAGAUCCACCGGCGCAACGGCGCGCUCAGCGCCCGAUACGCGGCGCCCUUCAAGGCCCAGGCCCAGUGGCCCGAGCCCUUGCCCCCGCGCGAGGAUCCGAUCCGAUUCCACCGCUGGUUAGCCCUCUGCCAUACUUCGAUCGUGGGGAAAUUCCCGCGCCGCCCCACCCGUCAGAUGGAGCCACCAGAAGCCAUGGCCACGAUCACCAAGAAGGAUCUCAUCGAUCGCAUCGCCGACCAGACCGGCCAGCGACGCGUCGCCGUCAAGAAGACCGUCCAGAGCUUCCUCGACCAGGUCAUCCUCGAGCUCGGCAAGGGCAACCGCCUCGAGUUCCGCGACUUCGGCGUCUUCGAGAUCCGCGAGCGCAAGGCCCGCAUGGCGCAGAACCCCAAGACCCUCGAGCGCGUCCACGUGCCCGCCAAGAAGGUCGUGAAGUUCAAGGUCGGCCGCCUCAUGCAGCAGUCCCUCGAGGACGAGAUCGAGUUCGAGAUGGGACUCCGCCGCGCGCUGCCGCCGAUCAGCCCGCCCGCCGACGGCGCCAUCGACCUGCGAUCCAACGACUGCCUCCGCCUCUGCACACACCCCCGCCUCGCGAAGGCGGCGCACGACGCGGUCGAUCGCUUCGGCCUCGGGGCCGGGUCGUCCCGACUCAUCGCGGAGCGCACGGGCUUCGUCCGCGAGAUCGAGGCGAAGAUCGCGGGGCGCAAGGGCGUGGAGCGGGCGCUCUUCACGCCCACCGGCUACAGCGCCAACACCGCCCUGCUCCAGGCGCUCGCGGACGAGAACACGCUCCUGCUCCUCGACAAGCUCGCUCACGCGAGCCUGAUCGACGGCGCCCGCCUCGCGACCCACAAGGGGCAUCCCGUGGGGGCGACGCUGCGCACCUUCGCGCACAACGACGCCGGCCGGGCCCGCGCCGUCGCGUGCAAGCACCUCGAGAAACACCCGGACGCGAACGUCCUGCUCGUCACCGAGUCCGUCUUCUCCAUGGACGGCGACCUCGCGCCGAUCGACGCGCUCGCGGACCUCCGCGACGAGCUCGCCGACCGUGCGCCCUGCGCGCUGAUCGUCGACGAGGCCCACGCGACCGGCGUCCUCGACGAGCGCCACGCACAUCGCGCCGACGUCCGCGUGAUGACCGCCUCCAAGGCGCUCGGCUCGCUCGGCGGGAUCGUCCUCGGCCCGAACGCCGUCAUCGACACCGUCCUCAACGAGGGGCGGGCGUUCAUCUACUCGACCGGCGCGCUCCCCCUCCAGGCGGCGUGCAUCGACGAAGCGCUGCGCGUCCUCGACGACGAGCCCGAGCGGCGCGAGCGACUCCUCGCGGACGCGCACACGAUCCGCGAGAUGCUCGCCCCGCUCGGCGUGCCAUCGUUUGACGAGCACCCGACGCACAUCGUCCCGAUCGUCCUGGGCGAGACCGACCGCGCCGCCCGCGCUCGCGACGCGCUGGCCGAGCAGGGCGUCCUCACCGCCCUGGUCCGCCCGCCGACGGUGGCGCCGGGGUCGUCAAGGCUGCGGCUGAGUUUGCACUGCGAAUUGACGGAAACGGACCUCCGGCGCGUCUCGGAUAUGACACCACGCCUUGCCCCGUUUCUGGCCCUGGCCCUCGCGUUCGGCGCGAGCGCCGCCGCCCCGGCCGACGAGCACCCGACACCCUCGGAGAUCACCGCGGCACUGGAAGCCGCGUACGACCGAGGCGAAACGCUCCCGCCCGAUCAAUCGGACGCCUUUUCACGGCGUAUCGAAGCCCUGAUCUCCGAGGCGUCCUCGCCACUCGAGGCGUUCGAGCUCAUCGGCGACGGCUUCGACAUCGCGAGCCUCAGCGCCGCCGACGGGGCCGAGCGGAUCCGCUCCAUGCUUCACUCGCACGCGACCCGUGUCCUGCGGGACGCGCCGGCGGACGGCUCGCUCGCGGGGGAAACCUGGGCGUUCCUCCGCAAGAACUACCGCCGCCCGAGGGUGUGGAUCGACGCGGGGCGCAAGCCGGAGGUCAUGCAAGAGCUGCGGUUCCAGCUCGAGCUGUGGUCCGUCGAUCGGUCGCUGGAGCCCCUGGCGCCGCUCAUCGGCGCGUGCGCCGUCGAGGCGGCGCUCGCGAUCACGCGAGAUUCGAGCAACGGCGUGCUCAACGACGCGCAGGCCGAGCGGGCGAUCGCGACGGCGACCAAAUUCCUCGCGCGAUACGGGGACGAUGCGCCGCCCGGCGAGACCUCGACGUUCGCCUCGCGCUACGCGGGGUUCGAGCACGAGAUCCGAUCGCUCCGCGUCGGAGCCAUGUUCCCGCCGGUCUCCGGCGAGACGCUCUCGGGCGAGCCCGUCGCGAUUCAGGAUUUUCGCGGGCGCGUCACGCUCGUCUCGGCGUGGGCGUCGUGGUGCGCGCCGUGCAUCGCCAUGUUCCCCCACGAACGGGCGCUGCUCGAAGAACUCGGGGGCGAGCGCUUCGCGAUCCUCGGCGUCUGCACCGACCGCGACCUCGCUCGCGGGCUGCGCGUCCAGAGCGAGCACGCCCACGCGUGGCCCAACCUCUGGGCCGAGAAGGACGGGAGCACCGUCGCGACGGAUCUCGCCCUUUCCGCGCUGCCCACAUAUUUCGUGCUCGAUGCGCAAGGCCGCAUCGUCGCCAGGCUCAUGAGCGGCGGCGAGGACAUCGCCCGCGAGCUCCGGCGGGUCGUGAUCGAGGCGAUCGGCGUGUCCCACGAGCCAUCCCAGCUCGACCAGCUCUUCGGCGCCCUGAGCGACCCCACGCGCCGGGCGAUGCUCGAGCGUCUCGCGGUCGAGAACGACCUGCCCGUGGGCGAGCUCGCCAGGCCCUUCGAUAUGACGCCGCCCGCGAUCUCCAAGCACCUGCGCGUGCUGGAGCGCGCGGGGCUCAUCGUGCAGCACAAGGAGGGGCGCGUGCGCCGCUGCCACCUGAACCCCGAAGCAUUGAAAGCCGCCGACCAGUGGAUCGAGACCUACCGCGCCUUCUGGACGCGCCAGCUCGACGCGCUCGACGCGUACAUCACCUCCCAGAACCGAAUCAUGAGCGAAACCCACACCGAGAUCCUGCCCGACGGCCUGCGCCUCACGCGCACGUUCGACGCCCCGCGCGAGUUCGUCUUCGACGCGUGGAUGAACCCCGAGCGCGUGCAGUCCUGGUGGGGGUGCGCCCAGACGACGAAGGUCGUCUCCACCAUCGAGCCGAGGGUCGGCGGGGCGUACAACCACCUCAUGACCAUCGACGGGUGCGGCGAGCACCCCUACGCCGCGACCAUCACCGCGUACGACCCGCCGAACACCUUCACCUACGAAUCCGAGAUCCCCGCGUGCGAGAUGACCGAGGGCAAGGCGAUGCGCAUCCGGAACGUCGUCGAGUUCAUCGAGGAGGGGAGCGAUCGCACGAAGCUCAUCGUCACCACCACCGGCAUCUCGACGGAGACGAUGCGGGGCAUCAUCGGGCAGGGCUCGGCCGCGUCCAUCGAGAAGCUCGCCGCGCACAUCGAAUCCGCCGCCACCGCGUAA